Messenger RNA from Cutaneotrichosporon oleaginosum, 3138 nucleotides. The record is from RefSeq and is a predicted model, not a curated record. NCBI's taxonomy places the organism in Eukaryota, Fungi, Basidiomycota, Tremellomycetes, Trichosporonales, Trichosporonaceae.
AUCGUCUCAUCGCUGGACGUAAAUCGUUGGAACCAUCAACUUCGGGUCGCUGGAGUCAUGGAUGAAACUGCAAGGAAUACUCUUCCAUCAUAUCAUCGUUGGCUGACUCCAAUAUUUCCUGCGCGGAACCGCCUACCGGCUGCCUUAAAUCCCCCAACUAGCCGUAUUGGGACGAAACAGUCCCGCUCUAAGAGGAGUGGGGCAGUACUGAUUCACGAGAGCUGACGUAUUCGAUCACGUGGCUAUCCGUCAUCUCGCCUGUGGCCACCCUCGCACCAACAAUCCGCUGGCUGACAACUCUCGCUCCUCCAACUCUUGUGCAACUACACACUCGUCACCCGCUCGACAUGGCGACCAACUUCCUCGCAGUGCCGAGCAAGCAGGCGCUCCCGCUGCCCGACUUCCCCAAGCACCUGCUGCAGUACAUAUCCGGCCACUUCCGCGAUGCGCACCCAGACGCCUUCCGCCGCGACGUCGACUCCCUAGUCGGCAUGCGCAAGGAGUGGGUCGAGCCCAAGGCUGAAGCACAUCCCGAAAUCGCCAAAGGUCUUAUGAAGUAUCACGCGCAGCUUGCAUUCGUCGCCACCAAAUUCCCCUCUGAUAUCGGCGUGGCGUUCGCGUAUCACCUCCCGUUCCCCCCGCCGUACAGCAUCACCCCGGACGCACCAAUCAGCCUCAACUCGUUCACUUACGAGCGCGCGAGCGUGCUCUACAACACGGCGGCGAUCUAUGCCUCUCUUGCUGCUGCAGAGCGUCGCGCUGAGGCUGAGGGCAUUAAGCGUGCACUCAACUAUCUCUCUUCCUCCGCGGGCAUCUUCAACUACCUCAUCACCAAUGUGCUGCCCACCCUCAAGGGCGAAAUGACAUCCGCUCAGGCCGCAGGGUACGACAUGAGCGAGUCGUUCCUCACGAGCAUGCGAGAGUUCGUGCUCGCGCAAGCGCAAGAGUGCUUCUGGCAGCAGGCUGUCCUACAGGGCAAAUACAAGAACGCGCUCAUCGCCAAGCUGUCGAUGAAGGUCUCCGAGUACUACCGGUCGUCGCUCAAGGCUGCCAACGGCAUGGACUUUCCCUCCGCGUCCUUUUUCCCACCAAAUUGGACCAACCAUGUCCUUGUCAAAGCCAACCACUUCGAAGCUGCCGCACAUUACCGACUCAGCCAGGACGACCACGAGAAGGGCAAGUACGGCGAGGAGAUUGCGCGUCUGCGAGUCGCCGAGGGGUUGGCGAAGAAGGGACUGGAAGCAGGCCGCAAGGGUGUCAACGAAGCUGUCGUGGGCGACCUCCGCAGCCUCUCCGGCGCCGUCAAGUCGACGCUGGACCGGGCCGUGCGCGACAACGACCUCGUGUAUGUCGAUCCUGUACCGGCUGCUUCGCAGCUUGCGCCCAUCGCCGGCGUUGGUAUGGUCAAGCUGCAGACGCCUACGGAGAUUUCCGAGCCCAUUGCGUGGCUCAUGAACGGCGGUAGUGGACAGCCACCACUCUUCAGCCAGCUCGUCCCGUACGGAGUGCACUUGGCGCUGAGCAUCUACGACGACCGGAAGGACACGCUGUUGCGCGAAAUGGACGGCAGGCGCGAGGAGUUGGACGGUGUGGCUGCGAGCACACUGCAGUCCCUCAACUUGCCUGGAUCGCUGCAGGCUUUAGAGCGCCCAGUCGGUCUGCCGCCUAGCUUGAUAAAAAAGGCCGAGGAGGUCGACGCGGCGGGUGGCGCGGACAAGAUUCGCUCGCUUCUGAUGGACGUCAACCGCCUGUCGAAGAGCAACGCCAAGGUGCUCGAGGAUGCAAUGGACAUUUUGGAUCAGGAAGCGACGGAGAACGAGCAGUUGCUCGAGCGACAGCCCCACCUCGCAGAAUCGCGGCUUCCGUCACAUGUUGCCAACUCCAAUCUGAUCGCCAUGGCAGGGCAGUACGACGCGACGCUUAAGCAGGCCGCCGCGAGUGACGCGACAGUGCGCGCUAAAUGGGAGGAGUGGCGGCAGUUGAUCGAGAUCCUCAGCGCCGGCGAGGACAUCAUCAACGACCACGUCCCUUCCACGACGGGGUCUUACGCCGCGCUACCGUCCAGUGUGCGCCCGCUGCGCGCGUCCCUUGAGGAGCUGGACGACCGGAUCGCGCACCGCGCCGCCUUGGUCACCGAAGCGCGCGCGAUCGCUGCACACGAUGACGUGCGCCCCGAGGUGCUGCAGGAGGCUUCGCGCCUCGCGCACGGCGGCAGUGGCGACGUCAAGCCCGAGUGGUUCGAGCCGCUCUUCGACAAAGCGGCGGCGAAGUACGACCGCCUGCGCGACGAGAUGGACGCCGAGGCGGGCGGGCAGGACGGGCUGCUCGAGCAGAUCCGCAAGCAGAACGAGGUGUUCCUCGCCGAGCGCAAGGAGGAUCCGCGCGUCAAGGAGCGCGAACGCAGACUGCAGGACAUGGAUAUGGCGUACUGGAAGUGGCGUGAGAUUGUCGACAACGCCGACGAGGGCAUCAAGUUCUACAACCAGCUCGCUAAUCACUUGCAGCAGUUCAAGAAUGCGUGCUCCCAGUUCCUCGACGCGCGCCGCGUCGACGUGGGGCAGGUGACGAAUCAGCUCGCGCACGUCAGCUUUGCCGACCAGCCGCAGACGCAGCAGCCUCAGCACCAGCAGCUCCAACAUCAGCCCCAACACCAACACCAGCACCAGCCCUCGCCGCCGCCACCACACGGCUUCGGGGCACCCGGGACACCGGGGACGCCGCCCGCUGCGCCACCGCACGCAUCGUACGGCUCGCUCCCACCACGCACGUCAUCCGCCACCUCGCCGCCCCUCACGUCGCCUCCACAGACGUUCUCCCCGCCCGCGAUGCGGUCACCCCCACCGCCUACCGCCGCGCCAUUCCUCGCCCAUCCCUCCUCGUCGCAGUGGCAGAGCGGCGCUGACUUCCUUCCCCCGCCCCCGCCCCAGCCCGUCAUCCGCAGCGGCGGUGUGCCUUCACGCGCAGCGCCUGCACCCCCGGCGGUCGACUCGCCUCGGCGCGUCACCCGCAGCCAGGCGCGGCAGGGCCCGAUCGGGGAUCCAGACCACAACCCGUACAAGAAGGAGGGCAAGCGGCGAGGCGAGGGUGUCAUCUAGUGUGCUGCAACCAGUCGCCCAUCAUCCGUAGAAAGGUCAUAGA